Molecule: messenger RNA, 951 nt
Organism: Australozyma saopauloensis
Lineage: Eukaryota; Fungi; Ascomycota; Pichiomycetes; Serinales; Metschnikowiaceae
Gene: IPL1
Product: aurora kinase
Exons: 1
Coding region: 1-951 (316 amino acids)
Biological process (GO): mitotic spindle organization; protein phosphorylation; regulation of cytokinesis
Cellular component (GO): kinetochore; spindle microtubule; spindle midzone
Molecular function (GO): ATP binding; protein kinase activity
Source: RefSeq, a predicted model, not a curated record
AUGCCUCUGCCCGACAAGCAUCCUCUAGGGCGCCUAUCGGUGAACACUUCGGGCAAAAACAUACGAAGCAAACUGAAUUUUGGCAAAAAACCCGCCCCUUCCAAGAUAGAUAUACCGAUGAAUCGGACAUCACUUUCUGACUUCGAAAUAGGUAAAGUGCUAGGCAAAGGCAAGCUUGGAAAAGUAUACUGCGCUAAACAUAAAAAGUCCGGCUUUAUUUGUGCAAUCAAAGUAAUGGCAAAGAAAGAUUUGGUUGCCUUGAAGCUCAAAGAGAACUUCCGGCGUGAGAUCGAGAUCCAAAAGGGCCUAGUACAUCCAAACAUAAGUAGGCUUUACGGCUUUUUCUUCGACUCUAAAAAUGUAUAUUUGAUCCUAGAAUAUGCUGUUCAUGGUGAAUUGUACCAGCUCCUUAAGACAUAUCGCAGGUUCGAUAAUGUCACUGCUUCAAAUUACAUCUACCAGGUCUCGUGCGCAUUGCAAUACUUGCACUCAAAGAACAUCAUUCAUCGCGAUAUAAAGCCAGAAAACAUCCUUCUCUCAUCUUCAAGGACCGUCAAACUCAGCGACUUUGGUUGGUCUGUCAAGUCUGAGUCGGAGACAACUAAUCGGCGCCAAACAGUCUGUGGCACUCUCGACUACCUACCGCCCGAAAUGGUACAGUCACAGGACCAUGACUAUAGUGUAGAUCUAUGGCUGUUGGGUAUUUUGUGCUAUGAGUUCCUCGUGGGACGGCCUCCCUUUGAGGAACAGGAGAAGAGCGCCACCUACAAACGGAUCGUGAAAGUUGAUCUUUCGAUACCAAGUUUUGUAGAUGGAGAUGCUGCUGAUUUUAUAAAACGCCUUUUACAAAGGGAUUCUACCAAACGUAUGCAAUUAUCGGAGCUAAGCUCUCACCCUUGGAUCCAAAAAUACCGUCCUUUGUGGCCUAAAGCCCAACUGAUUCACACAUAA